GAGCUCCUGAAUGCAGCUUUGACUCUGCGGAGCAGUUGGUUGAGCGAAGAAGAUAAACGAAAGUAAACUUUUACCGACCCGGCCGGCGGUGUACCUGAUUCUCAAAGUUAGGUGCUCCCAUUUUAAGCGGAACGCUAAAUAUAGGAGCUGUAUACACGAAAAAGGCAGUUUUCUAACCGACAUUACUAUGGCACAUUAUAAAGGUCCAGACCCCAAGAGGGAACAGUUUAGGAGAUACUUGGAGAAAGCUGGUGUUGUUGACAGUCUAACUAGUGUUCUAGUGUCGCUAUAUGAACAACAAGAAAAGCCCAACAACGCUUUGGAAUUUGUCAAGCAGCAACUCGGUGCUGUUGGGCAGACUUCAGAAGAUGCUGAGGCUCUGCAGCAGGAGGUGAUUAAUCUCAGGCAAAAGUGUGCACGCUUGGCAGGGGAAAAUAAAGAGCUUAAAGCAAAGCUCCAGCGUUAUGAAUCUGUACCUGACGAUGGAGGCACAGCUAACUAGACCCCAACCCAACAGCAUUUUGUUUCUACGUUGCUAUCACUUUAAAAAUUGAAGGCGAGACAACACUUAGGUGAAAACUAAACAUUUUUAUGUUGCUGUUUUGUCUUUUUUAUAAAUCGCAGUUUCUACUUUACUACUUUUGAUUUAACUUAUUUUGUACAUGAAUGUAUAUAAGUGUUGGUUUUUUUUGGUUCAUUUAGUCUUUAGUAUAGCUUUAUAGUAGAAACUGACUUUCAGCAUGACGAGUGGGUUAGUAAUAGACAGUAGUCAUUAAGCUGUUUGUUUUACUUUCCUGUCUUGUUAAGAGGACACACACUGAUCAAUGUAUGUGUGUGUUAUUUACAAAAAUCUGGUGUAGGUGCACAAAAAUAUAUCACAUCUAAAAUAAAACAUGGCCUUGUAAUCAC
Molecule: messenger RNA, 909 nt
Organism: Haplochromis burtoni (Burton's mouthbrooder)
Lineage: Eukaryota; Metazoa; Chordata; Actinopteri; Cichliformes; Cichlidae
Product: c-Myc-binding protein
Exons: 5
Coding region: 188-502 (104 amino acids)
Biological process (GO): regulation of DNA-templated transcription
Cellular component (GO): nucleus
Molecular function (GO): transcription coactivator activity
Source: RefSeq, a predicted model, not a curated record